Molecule: messenger RNA, 753 nt
Organism: Cercospora beticola
Lineage: Eukaryota; Fungi; Ascomycota; Dothideomycetes; Mycosphaerellales; Mycosphaerellaceae
Gene: EMI1
Product: Emi1p
Source: RefSeq, a predicted model, not a curated record
AUGGGCUGGCUAUGGUCUUCGAACAGCGGCGACUCUGCCAAAAAGCCCUCAUCGACUGAAGCACAACCUUCAAAUACGAAUCAGAAUGAAAGCUCGAUAGCCCUCACUGAAGAACAACGCCUACGUAUCUUCGGCCGCCCAUCACCCGCACCCUCUUCCUCUUCUACAUCGCAGCAGACACGAGAGCAAGCUGCCGACGCCGAGCUCGACGCCCUCAUCAGAGAAUUCUCCUCCUCCGACCCAACAAACCCUACCAAAGCCCUCUCAGCCCUCACAAAAGCCGAGCAACAAGACCAGCAACACACAGAACGCACCGCCCUCCCAGCACAAAACCACCACGAACCCCCACCAACCUCACGUCUCCUCCCCGAUGGUAGCCUCGACAUCUCCCCCUCAGCAAUCCUCCCUCGCACAAUGUCCUGCCGCCAACAAUUCGACCAAGCAUUCUACUGCCAAUCCCUAGGCGGGAAGUUCAACGACAUAUAUCGCUAUGGACAUCUGAGAGCUUGUUCGGAGCAAUGGGGGGCGUUUUGGUUUUGUAUGCGGACGAGGACGUUGCCGGAUAAGGAGAAGGAAGAGGCGAUUGUGCAGUUCUAUCAGGAGAGGGAUGAGAAGAGGAAGAAGGAGCGUGGUGGGAGUAGUGAGGAUGUUUGGCAGUUGAGGACAAAGGCUGUGGAGAGAGCGUUUUGGAGGGAUCCGGAUGAGGAUGUGGAGGGGAGUCAGGACGGGAUGGUGAAGAGUGGGAGGGAUUGA